AUGGUUGCUGGUUGCUUUAGAGGAAUAAAACGCGGGCAAACAACUCACACAUGGAAGAUUGAAGCUAUGGAGACCUUGUACUCAAUUGCCGUCGACGGUUUCUCUGGUGAAGAUGGAGAAUGUGGAAGAUGUCGCGCUGGAAAGAUGAUCGCUUCAAAUCGCCACUCAAGGGUUUCAGUGAUUUUGGGGGAAAAUGGUAUAGGUUUAACGGGUUUAAAAUUUGGGGGAAGAGAGUGUGGUAAUGGGCCGGUUUGUAGUCUUUUUUUUUCCCCUUCCCGUCACCCUGUUAAGGAACAUGUAUUGGAAAAGGCUUUGGAGGUGUGGGACUUGCAAGUCAUUCCCCUUAACAGCCCUGUUUCGGAGCCUGCUCAGAUCGACCCAGAAUUGGAGAAUGCAUUUAUUUGUCAUUUGCGGGACCAUUGGUUUUGUAUAAGGAAAGUAAAUGGAGAGUGGUAUGAUUUUGACAGUCUCUAUGCAGCACCUGAACACCUCUCCAAGUUUUACCUUUUAGCCUACCUCGACUCUUUGAAAGGCUUUGGUUGGAGCAUUUUCUUGGUGAAGGGAAAAUUCCCAAAGGAGUGCCCCAUCACAUUCUCCAAAUCUUCCAAUGGUUAUGGGCAGUGGUUGUCACCUGAAGACGCCGAGAGGAUUACCAAGUCUUGCAACUCGGCUUCGAGAUCAAGUCCAGGGGUGAAUCUUUCUGAUCCCUAUCUGCAGCAUGGACAACCAGAAAUAUUGUCAGACAAUGAAGACGAGGAUUUAAAAGCUGCAAUAGCUGCCAGCUUGAUCGACUCAUCACAGGAAAUCAAAACAGAGGCAAGUAUCACAGAAAAUGAAAAUGAAAACAGCAACGAAGAAAAGGCAUAA
This is a messenger RNA of Fraxinus pennsylvanica, 867 nucleotides long. The record is from the annotation of a GenBank genome assembly. Lineage: Eukaryota; Viridiplantae; Streptophyta; Magnoliopsida; Lamiales; Oleaceae.